AAUGUGAAAUUAAAUACAAGUAGGGUCAUUUGUCCAGCUAUACCUUUAUUUACUGCUUUUUGUCCCCACACAACUAAGCAACCUCAUUCAUGGCUGCCCCAGUUCUCUUCACUCUCCCACUACUAUACUUCCCUCUUUCUUCACAUUAAUUAACUAACAACCAUCAUCAUUUCUCACUUAAAGACUUUCACAAUUUUUCUUCUCUUUCUACUUCUACUUCUACUUCUACUUCUACUUCCUUUGGGGGUUUUCUUGAAUCUACUGACUCAUUACACAUUUGGGUCUAUUUCGGUUUUUGGUUCAAAAACUGGCAAGGAUGAGAGGUGGGGUUUCUCAAAGUUUCAAGCUUUACCUUCUCCAUGUGUUUCUACUGCUGCUUUGAGUAUGAGGGGAUUGAUGUUGGGCAUGCUUUGGAGUAAUUUGUCCAUCAAGCUAUUCUGGGGGUAGGGAAGCAAUCUAGUAGUUGUUCUGGUUGUUGUUUUCAGGGUAUGUGCACCCCACAAAUCGACUAAUGAUGAGCCAACAGAUUUCCUUUUGGGAUGAUGCUAAUCUUCCAUAGGCUUCCGCUUCAACCUCCAGGACUCCAGUUGCAGUUCAGUGAAUUCUCUCAAGGGUUCUUUAAACAUGGACAGAAAGGAGGACACUUUGUUGCCUGAGAUCUCCCCAACUGCUUCUCCUCAGCCCUUUCUCCCUCUUCUGGCACCUUCUCCGUGGGCACCUUUUACAAACAGCACUUUACCAAAAUUAUCGGGACUCUGUACGCUGAAAUUUGAUGCUGUGGAAAGAAUGAUGGGUGUGACAUCAAUUGAUUGUGUUGCUCCAUUUGCGCAGUAUCUGGCUAAUGUCAUGUGUUGCCCACAACUGGAAGCAACUCUUGUUAUUCUUAUUGGGCAGUCUAGUAAAUUCACAAAUAUGCUUGCUUUAAAUGGCACACUUGCAAAGCAUUGCCUUUCAGAUUUUCAGCAAAUUCUGGUGAGCCAGGGUGCCAAUGAUACUUUACAGCACAUAUGCUCUCUCCAUCCAUCAAAUCUGACAGAAGGUUCUUGCCCAGUCAAAGAUGUUCAUGAGUUUGAAACCACAGUGGACUCAUCUAGCUUACUUGCUGCCUGUGGGAAGAUUGACCUUGUGAAUGAAUGUUGUGAGCAAACUUGCCAAAAUGCUAUAUCAGAAGCUGCUAAAAAACUUGCACUAAAAGCAUAUGAUCUUCUGAGCACGGAAGGUGCUGAGGUGCUGACUGACCACUCAACUAGGGUUAAUGAUUGCAGAAGUAUUGUACACCGUUGGCUGGCAAGUAAACUUGACCCUAAUGGUGCAAAAGAUGUUCUUAGAGGACUAUCUAAUUGCAAAAAUAAUAAAGUGUGCCCUCUGGUAUUCCCAAAUACGAGCCAUGUUACAAAAGCUUGUGGAGAUGGGAUGAAUAACCAAACAGCAUGCUGUAGUACCACUGAGAGCUAUGUCUCUCACUUACAAAGGCAGAGUUUUGUAACCAACUUGCAAGCUUUGGAUUGUGCUGCUUCACUUGGAUUCAAGUUACAGAAAGCCAAUGUUAGCAAAAAUAUAUACAAACUUUGUCACAUUAGCCUCAAGGACUUUUCUGUGCAAGUCGCACCCGAAGUUUCUGGGUGUCUUUUGCCUAGUCUACCAUCAGAUGCUGUACUUGACCAAAGUUCGGGGAUCAGCUUCGUCUGUGAUUUAAACGAUAACAUUCCAGCCCCUUGGCCAUCUCUCUCUCACUUACCAGUUUCGUCAUGCAAUAAAACUAUGAAAAUUCCUGCGCUUCCUGCGGCAGCAUCUGGCCAGAUCAGUCUGAACAGCUUAAGCAUCGGGUCUCAUCUGCGUCUCUUGGCCUUGACGGCUCUUGGAAGCCUCUUUUAUACUUAAUGCUGCCAUUCCUGCUCAAUUAACCUUUAUUGCGAGCAAGUCUCAUGAAAUGAUGAUACAAGUAACGAAUAUCUUUAAGUUAAUAGUGCUGAAGGUUCUGAUUUUCCUCAAGUCUAAUGUGUACAAAAGCAGCUGGAAAAUCAUGAUCCGGAGUAAGAAUCCCACUCGGAGAAGAUUCCAAGUUUGAGUUUUCCGACCCUAUUUGUUCCUCAUUCUUGCGUAAUGAGGAAAUUUUGUAAAAGUAAUUCAGGAGGAGGUUGAAUUCCAUGUAAUUAUUUAUUUCCACUUAGAAAAAACCUGUCUUGUAUUGUAUAUGUCUGAAAUUCAAAGUCCUGAGAAAUUAUUGUGUCAUUAGCUAAUGCAUUAGGUAGGUCUCUAGGGGUUGGGAUGUUUUGUUUGUCAUUUUUCUUUUGUUUUCAGUUAUGCAUCAGAACUAAUACAAUAUCACAAUUGUACCAUCUAUUUCUGUUCAGUAGAUAAAGGUAUUGCAAAUUGCAGCACCUUCCAAGUGAUAA
Molecule: messenger RNA, 2396 nt
Organism: Solanum tuberosum (potato)
Lineage: Eukaryota; Viridiplantae; Streptophyta; Magnoliopsida; Solanales; Solanaceae
Exons: 9
Coding region: 625-1881 (418 amino acids)
Cellular component (GO): plasma membrane
Source: RefSeq, a predicted model, not a curated record